Molecule: messenger RNA, 1461 nt
Organism: Exophiala xenobiotica
Lineage: Eukaryota; Fungi; Ascomycota; Eurotiomycetes; Chaetothyriales; Herpotrichiellaceae
Exons: 2
Coding region: 206-1117 (303 amino acids)
Biological process (GO): carbohydrate metabolic process
Molecular function (GO): hydrolase activity, acting on carbon-nitrogen (but not peptide) bonds
Source: RefSeq, a predicted model, not a curated record
GUUGAUCUAUCGAAUUAGUGCGCUCACACCCGUCGAACAUCUCCGCCUGUAACUCCAUACGAAGCAGAUAUAAUGGAUCAUCCUCGUCAUUCUGGCCUGCUUCUCAAACCUAAGCUCCAAGUUCCUGUUGGCUCUCUGGACCAGUCAUCCUUGACUACCAGCACCAAAUUCUUCUGUGUCAUAGCCACCACAGUAUUCUUGCAAAAUGGGUAAAAAGGUCCUGGUCGGAUAUGGGGUCGAUGUCGACGCCGUCAGUGGCUGGAUCAACACACAGACUGGCAUCAAGGCGGACGUGACUAACAUUUCGCGUGGUGUCUUCGGCGCCACUGUUGGCGUAGACAGACUACUCAAGCUAUUCAACAAGUACAGCAUCAAAGCAAGCUGGUAUGUUCCGGGGCAUUCAAUCGAGUCAUUCCCUAAACAGAUGGCCAAAGUCAGGGACGCAGGACAUGAAAUCGGACUUCAUGGCUAUACCCACGAAUUCGUGUCUCAAUUAUCCCCCCGGCAAGAGCGGGAGGUCCUGCAGAAAUCUGUGGAUGUCAUCACUUCCUUCACUGGCAAGAAGCCGCGAGGGUGGACUGCUCCCGCUUGGACUCCUUCUCCCAGUACAGUCAAGCUGCUUGAAGAGUUUGGUCUGGAGUAUGACCACUCUUUUAUGCAUCAUGACUCCCAAUUGUACUAUUUGCCUUAUCCACCAGAGUCGUGGAAGGAAACGGACUACAAGACGCUCUCGGCUAACGACUGGAUGAGCCCAAUGUCCACUCUCAAGCCAUCAUCAAUUAUCGAAGUCCCCGCCAAUUGGCAUGUUGACGAUUGGCCGGCUUUCCAGCCAUUACGGGGACAAGGCUCAUCAGGAUUUGUCGACCCGCAUCAGAUUGAAAGGUUUUGGCAGGAACAAUUCGAGUUCUGUUACCGAGAAUACGAUCAUUUCGUGUUUCCAAUUAGCAUUCACCCUCAGGUCAGUGGUAAGCCGCAGAUUCUGAUGAUGCAUGAGCGGUUGAUCGAAUGGAUCAAUCAGCAUGAGGGAGUCGAGUGGUGCACGUUUGAAGACAUGGCCAACAAGUUUAGAAAAGGCGAGAUUCAGGGCGUCCAAGUCGAGGCAGGUGUCGACUUCUGAUCCGGGAAGUGGCGAGAUCCCUGCCUCCCAAGGACAGCUUGCGCCGUCUUUCAUGGAAACAGUGCAUGAGGGUUAGGCACGAUGAGGAAUUUUUUCGUUCCUUUGGCCUGAAAGCACGACGAAGAAAGUUGUUGCAGAUUGUUGGGACACAUGCCACAAGGACAAGACAUGCAUUGAGAAAAAGGCAUAACUAAUGUCUAGUGAGGAUGGGUUUAGACAAUAUGCACUCCAUGCGCAUCUCUACCUAUUCAGGUAGACCGCACUUGUACCUGGCGUCGAACAUGCAUUCAAUAGUGCGUCCCCGUCUGCUGUGGCUGCCUUCCACCAUUUCCAUCCGGAGUCCC